CUCUGGUCAAAACGGCACCUUUGCGAGAACACGAGCACAAGGUUAACUAGUAAUGUAACCUGGCCUUUUCGCCGGCCGUGAAGCCCGAGGUUGUGGCAGACGCAGCUGCUGAAAAGGAAGGAGAAGAUGGGUAGUGAAGUGAAGAAGAAGAACCCUAAACAAUUACCCCUAAAUCCCAAUUGGGCUCAGCUCCAACAAAAACUGAAAUCAAACGACUCUAUUAAACCUCCAAGAAACUCCAAAACCCCGCAAGCGGAAACCCAGAAAUCUGUCUUAGGAAAGCGUAAAGAGAGAGAAGAAACAGAGUCUGAGGAUACCAAAUCCAAUCCUCUUAUUCCCACAAAUGACGAUUUCAGUUUGACUGAUGUACUUGCUAUGGAUUGCGAAAUGGUUGGUGUUGGUCAAGGAAACAAAAGUGCUCUUGGACGAGUUUCACUGGUAAAUAAAUGGGGGAAUGUUGUAUACGACGAGUUUGUGAGGCCAGUAGAACGUGUUGUUGACUUUCGGACAAGUAUUAGUGGCAUUCGACCAAGAGACUUGAGGAAGGCAAAGGAUUUUCGUGCUGUCCAGAUGAAAGUAGCAGAGUUAAUUAAGGGAAGGGUUCUCGUGGGCCAUGCCUUGCACAAUGAUCUUAAGGCAUUAUUGUUGACUCAUCCCAAGAAGGAUCUAAGGGACACCUCAGAGUAUCAACCCUUUUUAAAGGAAGGGCGUAGAAAGGCACUUCGGCAUCUUGCAUCGGAAUUUCUUGGUGUUCAUAUCCAGACUGGGGAGCACUGCCCUAUAGAUGAUUCCCGUGCUGCAAUGCUUCUUUAUCAGAAAAACAGAAAGGAAUGGGAGAAGAGUGUUAAGGAUCAAAUAAGGCUCAAGCAAAAGCAGAAAAAACGCAAGCAGAGAAAGAAACCAAAGCAGGGGGUUCCUUUGGAUGCCAUUCUUCAUGAAACUUCAUCAUAGCAGUUCUGCCCUUCAGUUACUGUAUUCUAUGUUCUUGAGCUUGACACAAAAAAAUAUACAGAAUUCUUAUGCCUAAAGGGGAAGAGUCUGAAUGCAGAGCUGGUAUUGGUUAUGCACUGCAAAUGAAUAAGCAAUAGAUGACCAGCCUCUUUUACCUGGGGCCUGAUGUCAAUGGACAACCCAUUAACCUCGUAUUAUGAGGUGAGAAGAACUUGCUAAUGUUGCCAUUGGUGAAGUUUUGUAGGUGAGGUGAGGAAGUAUAUUUCUUUCUUUGUAUUAUCUAGUAAGACUUCCUAAGGAUGCCUCUGUUGUUGUGUUUUCUUUCCUCCUUUUUUGUGGUUAUUAUAGGAUGCUUCCGUUAAGAGAAUGCAAAUGGAUACCCCUUUUUUUUUCUUCUUUGACCGAAGAAUACCAUUUUUCUUUUUCUUUUUUUUUUUAUUAAUCUUUCAGUAUCCAAUAAUCACAUUGAGUUUCG
This is a messenger RNA of Rubroshorea leprosula, 1426 nucleotides long. The record is from the annotation of a GenBank genome assembly. NCBI's taxonomy places the organism in Eukaryota, Viridiplantae, Streptophyta, Magnoliopsida, Malvales, Dipterocarpaceae.